Molecule: messenger RNA, 1705 nt
Organism: [Torrubiella] hemipterigena
Lineage: Eukaryota; Fungi; Ascomycota; Sordariomycetes; Hypocreales; Clavicipitaceae
Source: the annotation of a GenBank genome assembly
GCGCAACCACCGCUUUGGCUCCGCUUAAAGUUAUACCGAGGCUCCGUCGACAACCCGGGGCGCUAACAAAAAAACAGUAGUCCACUAAUGAAUCGAGUAAAUUAUUCUUUUUUUUUUGUUCUUUAUUGGCCCACGUUGACGCCCGGUUGGUUCAUUGGCCAGUAAAAUAAAAAAUAAAAAAUAAAAAAAUACAACUCCGCAGAUAGGCGGACUUGGGUGCGGGAGCGGCGUAUGGCAUCAUCGACCCUGAGUGUGUUUUAAACUACUACCACUACCACUACCCCUUUGUCGUUUUUUUCUAAAUUCUUUCUUCACACAUACAUCGACCAUGACCCUCAAGAUCGAAACCCCCCUCACCCUCCCCUGUGGCCUGGUGCUGCCCAACCGCCUCGCAAAGGCCGCCAUGGCCGAGGACUGGGCCGGCUCCAACAACUUCCCCCACGAAAAGUUCAUCGACACUUACGGCGUCUGGGCCGACGGCGACUGGGGCCUUGUCAUGACGGGCAACGUCCAGGUUGACAUCAACCACCUCGGCCAGCGCAACGACAUUGCCCUGCGCGAGCCCGGCCUGCGCGCAAAGCAGCUCGAGGCCUGGAAGAAGUGGUCGGCCGUCACCAACAAGAACGGAACCCCGACCAUUGUCCAGAUCAACCACCCAGGCCGACAGUCCACCGUGGGCGCUGGCCACCGCGGCUUCUUUGGCAAGACCAUUGCGCCCUCGGUCGUCCCUGUCAACCUCGGCAGCGGAUGGCUCGCGAGAGCAGCGGCCGCGUUUGUAUUUGGCACGCCCCGCGAAAUGACAAAGGAAGACAUUGCUGGCGUUGUUGCUGAUUUCGCGGAUGCUGCCAAGAUGUCCUACGAGGCGGGCUUUGCUGGUGUCGAGAUCCACGCUGCCCACGGAUACCUGCUCGCCCAGUUCAUGAGCGCAAAGACCAACCUGCGCACUGACGAGUAUGGCGGCAGCCCCAAGAACCGCUCGCGCAUCAUUGUCGAGGUCAUUGAGGCUAUCCGAAAGGUCGUCCCCAAGACGUUCUGCGUUGGUAUCAAGUUCAACAGUGUUGAUCACCAGAGCCAGACUGAGCUUGCCAAGUGCAUUGAGCAGCUCGAGGAUAUUGUGGAUGCCGGUGUGGACUUUUUGGAGAUCUCGGGCGGUACCUACGAGGACCCCAUUAUGGUUACCGGCGAGAGCCUUGAGAGCGACGAAAAGCCCAAGGAGGCCCCCAAGGCCAGCACCGUUGCCCGCGAGGCCUUCUUCCUCGAAUUCGCACAGGCCAUCCGCGACAAAUUUGACGACAUCCCCCUCAUGGUCACUGGUGGCUUCCGCACGCGCCAGGGCAUGGAAAAGGCCAUUGCCGACGGCGCCUGCGACCUCGUUGGUCUUGGUCGCCCUGCUGUCCUGACACCCGAUCUGCCCAAGAAGAUCAUCUUCAACAAGGAUAUUCCUGACGCCGAGGCCAAGGUUAAGACCAUUGACAUUAACCACCAGAGCCUGGCAGACUUCCUUGGUCUCAAGUUCCUUGCCCGCGGUACCGAAGUUGUCUGGUACGGCGCUCAGCUCCGCAAGAUUCUCUCUGUGUACAAGAACUAAAGCGCUCCUUUUUAUACCAUUUCCAAUUUCCUUGUUAGAUUACCCUCAUGUAGACGAUACCAUUGAUAACACAAGACCGAGCCCGGAAAAGCGAGCUCAUCAUGUUUCUAUUAUUAA